Carcharodon carcharias (great white shark) is the source of this 3091-nucleotide messenger RNA. RefSeq names its product parathyroid hormone 1 receptor (gene pth1r). Gene Ontology annotation, biological process: cell surface receptor signaling pathway; adenylate cyclase-activating G protein-coupled receptor signaling pathway; intracellular calcium ion homeostasis. Gene Ontology annotation, molecular function: peptide hormone binding; parathyroid hormone receptor activity; G protein-coupled peptide receptor activity. NCBI's taxonomy places the organism in Eukaryota, Metazoa, Chordata, Chondrichthyes, Lamniformes, Lamnidae. Bases 1 to 1764 code for a protein of 587 amino acids. Gene Ontology annotation, cellular component: plasma membrane. The record is from RefSeq and is a predicted model, not a curated record. The transcript is spliced from 14 exons.
AUGAUCGCCGAUGCAAUGAGCCUCACGGCAGAGUGCCACAUGUCCUCCAUGGAGAGAGUGACGAAACACAUGAAGAGGCUCCACCAGGAGACCAAUCAGGGCUUCCUGGGGAUGCACUUGGACCAGCAAGUCUUCACAUCGGAAUCCUUUCAGGAUUUUGCCUUCAAUUUCCAGCAGCCCAUCUCUGGAUCCAAGGAGUCUAAGGUUGACGCAGAUGAUGUCAUUACCAGGGAUGAACAGAUUUACUUGCUGCUUCAUGCUAAACGGAAGUGCGAACAGAAGCUGAAGUCCAAGAUGGGUAAAGUUGCUGAAGGGUACUGUGCUCCCCAAUGGGAUGGCAUUCUUUGCUGGCCAGAAGGACCACCAGGGAAGUUUGUGCCAAUGCAGUGCCCAGAUUACAUUUACGAUUUUAACCAUCAAGGCCAUGCUUAUCGACAGUGUAACGUGAACGGGAGCUGGGAGCUUGUGCCAAGCAACAACCGAACAUGGGCAAAUUACACAGAAUGUGCCAGGUACCUUGCGCACAUGAACCAGGGUACAGAAAAGGACACCUUUGAUCGUCUGUACCUCAUCUACACAGUGGGAUAUUCUAUUUCAUUAAGCUCGUUGACUGUAGCUGUGAUUAUACUAGGAUACUUCAGACGCCUACACUGUACCAGGAACUACAUCCACAUCCAUCUCUUUGUGUCCUUCAUGCUCCGAGCCAUCAGUAUCUUUGUGAAGGAUGCAGUGCUAUACUCAGAGACAGCAUUCUUAGAUCUGGAAGGUGUUGACUUGGAGGAUCUGAAAUCCAUAAACGAUGCUCCUCCAUCUCAAGACAAGUCUCAGUAUAUUGGCUGCAAGGUGGCUGUUACCAUUUUCCUUUACUUCCUGGCUACUAAUUACUACUGGAUUCUGGUGGAAGGCCUCUAUCUCCACAGCCUCAUCUUCAUGACCUUUUUCUCUGAUAAAAAGUAUCUCUGGGGCUUCACCUUAAUAGGCUGGGGUGUUCCUGCUGUAUUCGUGGCAGCAUGGGCAAGUGUGAGAGCAACUCUGGCAGAUACACAGUGCUGGGAUCUAAGUGCUGGGAAUUUAAAGCUGAUUUAUCAGCUACCCAUUCUGGCAGCAAUAUUGGUUAACUUCAUGCUUUUCAUCAAUAUUAUCAGAGUUCUAGCCACAAAGUUGAGAGAGACCAACGCUGGAAGGUGUGAUACUCGUCAGCAGUACCGAAAGCUACUGAAGUCAACUCUAGUCCUGACUCCUCUGUUUGGGGUUCACUAUAUAGUCUUCAUGGCUAUUCCUUACACCGAAGUGUCUGGGACUCUCUGGCAGAUUCAGAUGCAUUAUGAAAUGCUCUUUAAUUCCUCUCAGGGUUGCUUUGUGGCUGUUAUCUACUGUUUCUGUAAUGGAGAGGUACAGAGUGAAAUCAAAAAAGCAUGGGCACGCUGGACCUUGGCACUUGACUUCAAACGCAAAGCCCGGAGUGGGAGCACCAACUACAGCUAUGGGCCAAUGGUGUCGCACACUAACAACAGUAUCAGCACCAACCUGACCACCCGAGCCCCACAAGCCCUACACCACAAUAGCCGACUAGGCAGUGGACUGCUGAACGGGCAUCGGAACCUUCCGGGCUAUGUCAAGAAUGGUUCAGUCUCUGAGAACUCACCCCCUUCCACCCUUCCUGAACAGAAUGGCAAGGGCAAUGAGCAUGGCAGGAGUUUGGGGCCUCCAGGGUCCCACAAACCUUCAUUGGUUGUUGAGGAAGAGAGAGAAACUGUAAUGUGACUGGUAGACACUAGCACAAGACGCAUCAAAUCUACACACAACUGAACUCCUCAACCAUAAGACUAUAGCUAUGGAUUAUUCUCCACUUGUUUCACUACACUGGCAAGAGCAGGCCACUCCAACUGCAAAAGAUCUAAAAUAUGGACAAGGAAUCAGGAAAACUUGAUACUGCAUCAUGUUAAUCCUUUCUUCCCCUAAGGGUUGCCUGCAUCUUUGAAUAAUUAUUUCAAUUUUAGUCAAGCACUGUCCUCAAUGUCAUCACAAUUGCCAAUAUUCAGUGGAUAGACUCAAAACAGCGUUGGUGACACUCAUUGCUUCUGCAUGAAUCUACCAGAGUAAAUAUACUCUACCAGCUACAUCUCACCUUCUGAGGGCCCACUCACCCUCAUCAGUUGACCAUGUUAUAGGACCAUCAACUGCUUGAGCUUAUGGGGAAGAACGGGCAAUCAACUGCCCUCCUUUUAUCUUUGUUGGCAAUGGUAUUCAACUUUGAAUUUGAUGAUAUAAAACUCUAUCCGGGCGCUGUCUGGAUGUUUUUUUCAUGUAGAGGAGUUAUCUUCAGCUGGAAGGACCACCAGAUCUCUGAAAAGAGGGUCUGGGAAACGGUCUCAGCAGAAUCAUGUAAAGUGGCAGUUUGAAGCCUAACGUUUUUUUUUAUAGAUUGUUCUCUUUGCUGCACCAGGACAUAAAGGGCUGCAGAGUCCCACCUGGGGAAUGCCAAUGUUCUGGAUAUCUUGCACUGAUACCUAGAAAGUUAGUCAUUUGGAUCUUUUUCAUUUUGGGAGGGUAUGAAAAGAUAAAAAAAUAAUGGGGUAAUAAAAUGAUCCAACAUCCAACUUCAGAACAGACCCAAAAUAGCUGAAACUCAGAGAGAAGCCAGUUUUAAUACCAGUGCUGUGUUAAAAGACCAUGGUUAAUGCAGCUGCAACAUUCUCAAUUAUGGCAAUUAUCCCAAAUGUUUUGAACUGCAUGGUGAACCUUUUGAGUACAACAAAAUAACACUGAAAACCACAACCUUCUCCACUGACUAGGCAUUGAGUCCAACUGCUAGCUAUCACAGUUCAAUGAGUUCAUGUCCACUCAUUAUCCAUUGAACGAACUGGACAGCUUUCAAAACAUACUGAUGUUCUGGAUGUUAAUUGUUUCUAGUUGAAUUUAUGUUGUUCAUGUUCUUCGGUUAAAAUGUGAGAAAAAUGAUAAAUUAUUAUUUAUUAAUGAUUUUUUAAUAAAUGCUGAUUAUAGUUUGCAUCUUUAGUGAUUGUGAGAAAAAAUAAACUUGUUGGUUGUUUGUCUAGUGACUGAACAAGAAUCAAUGAAAUGUGCUCUA